Molecule: messenger RNA, 711 nt
Organism: Didymosphaeria variabile
Lineage: Eukaryota; Fungi; Ascomycota; Dothideomycetes; Pleosporales; Didymosphaeriaceae
Exons: 2
Coding region: 1-711 (236 amino acids)
Biological process (GO): endoplasmic reticulum to Golgi vesicle-mediated transport; regulation of GTPase activity
Cellular component (GO): TRAPP complex; cis-Golgi network; trans-Golgi network
Source: RefSeq, a predicted model, not a curated record
AUGGCGACUUCACACCCGGCUCCCAUGGUUUCGGAGGCCAUAGACGGGGACCCCACUGCAACCGAAGUCGCAACCUCAUGUCUCGACUUCCUUCUCAUAGAGCUAGUACCGAUGGCAUACCGGAUAACCGCCGAUCUGGCGGCCAAAGAGCAAGAGUACUUGAACGGGCCUGGGACAACGAAAGCGUCCCAGCAAAAUGCGGAGAAGAAGGACGUAGAUAAUGAUGCAAGUAGUACAAUAGCAGGUGGUGGAGGGCUAAGAGGAGGUGGGACAGCUACGGUUGUAGAUGAGGAAGAGGCAAGGGAGGCGGUGUUCCACAGGCUGGAGGCGCUGGGGUACAGAGUUGGAUUAGGUGUUGUCGAACGAGUCUCAAGAACCCACCCCCGACCCACCUCUCCCCUCGCAACCAUCAAAUUCCUCUGCAAAGACCUCUGGACCCUCCUCUUCCGCAAACAAAUCGACAACCUCAAGACCAAUCACCGCGGCAUCUACGUCCUCACAGACAAUACCUUCAAGCCUCUAACCCGCAUGUCCUUCGAUACCAUCAAGCACGCGCCAACGGCCCACGCGACCGCCACCACCACCCUUUCCGACCGCAUAAACGCUGCAGGGGAGAAGGGUGUAGAAUACGGGGAUAUGGCGGCGUUCGGAGGCGACGCAAAUUCUAUCAGCAGGGCACAGCCUUUUUGUAUUUUCCGGCGGGCGUGGUGA